GGUCCGGUGUUUUUUGAGUGUUAAGCGUGCGAUAAACGAUUUGUUCGUCAAAUUUACGAAGUUCAAUUGCUGUAUCAUCAGUUUUAUAACUAUGUUCAAUAGCAGGUUUCACAAUAUUGUUCGUAAUAAUACAUGUAUGAAGACGAGAGUGACAAUUUUGAGAAAAAUAAUUAAUACAACGCCAAUAUGUUUUUUCAUUCGUAGUGCGAUCUUUUAUAUAUGAGAAACCAUCUAUAUCCAAACGUGCUUUUUGUUUUGUAGUACCGUUAAUUGAUAUUGUAGCCAUUUUGAGCAAGUAAGAAGUUUUGAUAAUAACAGAAAUGUUCCUUCAUUUAUUUAUACUACUUCUAUGUAGCGUUAUCGAGACCGAUCCACUUAUAAUCCCAUUAGUAGAGUGUUAACUUAAUUUCAAUACUUAUCUGUGAAUCUCGUAAUUAGCUUUAUAUUUUUAGACAUAAUCUAUACAUAAUUCUUUACAGAGUUUAUAAACAAUCAUUUGCUUUAUAUUGUUCUUGGCAUUUUGCAAGAAUCACAAUUUUGACUUAUGCUCCCAAAUUGUGAAAUAUUAAUACUUUCGCUGAUCAUUCCUCGUGCUGAUCUUUCCCGUGCUGAAAUUUCCUUGUGCUCAACUUUCAUCCUACCCCGCCAACAGAACUCCGACUUUUCCACGAAUUUUUGUAAAUAGAUGUUAAAAAAACUAAACUUGGGAAAAUUAACAAAACAACGCGUAUUACUGAACGCACCACACACCACACACUGCCAGAAAUACCUAAAUUUGUAUUAUGAAAAAUUCGCGAAAGAGUCGGUUCGCGGAAGUGUCGUGUCACGGUUCUCACUAAUUGUAAAUAAUAAAACUGUAUCUAACUCUAGUUAGUGGUCACAGAGCUAAAGACGUGCUCUGUUGCGCCUCAAUGCUUAAUAUUUGUACACGCCUACACAGUGGGCAUUAAGGCGGAAAUUUGAGCAGAAAUCGAUAAGUGACCUUUUUAAAUUCGAACAAUAGUAAAUGUAGUCCUUGUGUAUAUAAUGAUCGACUAGUAAUGAACUCCUUCAGUGAGUAAGUUAACUUACGAACAUUCACAAAAAACACUGUCAAAUAUGACACAUUUGCAAAGAUUCUUAUUUCUACGUACAGACGUGCAAUAUUACCCUAUCCAAAGCACAUAUUCGGAAUCAGUACAACCUAUUGCAUCUCCUGAUAAUAGAAGGUACUCCUUUUGCAUCUUGUACCAAACGAAAAUGGUCUAGUAGUUUAGAUUACUACGGUCCGACAUGAGACAACCUCAGUGUGGUGACAGCGCUAAAAAGCGCUAAGCCUGAAGAGACCUGCUAAUUACAUGAAAAUGUUCCUCAACCUAUCGUGUAUUUAUGAUGUUCUCGUCUUUUCUCGUCUUUUUUUCUAAGUCGAGUUAUUGAUUUUGCAAAAACUCAUAGGGUUUUCGAGGAUACUCACGUUUAUCUCCCCCAUAAGAGCACUUUUUCCAUAACAUAAAGUCAUAUUCGGAAUCACCGUGAAAAACUACGUCGAAUGAUAUAUAACUUUUUAAUUUUUCUGCAGAAAUAUUUUCGGUCAAACUGAAUUAUACAGUUGAAAGCCUGUCCGCAGCAAAUUUUGCUUAGGAAGUUGGAUAUUUAUUUUAGCAAUAGCACGCAAGUGUAUAAACACAUUUUUUAUAGGUUUUCGAAUAUGAUCUCUCCAAUAGUGAGGUUUUCGAAAUGUAAAAAUAUUUUUUAUGGGUUUUCCAGAGAUCCGGUCUCUAGAAAACCCCCAAGGAAUUACUUCUGAGUUCUGAAAAUCUCAUUAUUGGAAAGAGCAUAUUCGAAAACCAAUAGAAAAACAUGUUUAUAGGCUUUCAUACCAGUUCUACAGCAUAUGUCCGCCUGCUCUAUAGAAAAAUACCCACUGCGGCCUGUUGUGGUGUCUAGCAUAUUUGAUUUGUACAUCAGUUUUUAAUAAGUUCAUGGAAGAACUUUUCCAUACUUCAUUCUGCCUUCCACCACUUGUUAAAGUUGACAAUGAGCAAGCUUUUGGUAAAAUGUUGGAUGAAACUUUAAAAAAUGAAGAUGUUAUUUGUUUUGAUUGUGAAAUAAGCGGCCGGUUCAUCUUAGAGGAUUACCUUUGACGUAACUUUUUUAUAUGUUUUUUUUUAGCGGGAUUCAAACUGUUCUAAUCCAACAACAGCCGUGAUACAAAUUUCAACUGAAUCAAAAUAUUUUCUGUUAUAUAACAACAGUAUUGAUCGAACAGUUGUAUCCUCAUUAAAUGAAAUUAUGCAUAACCCCACAAUAUUGAAAAUUAUACGCGAUGUAACACAAGAUGCUAUAUAUUUACCGGAGGAAUAUGCAUUAGAGUUCUGUAAUAUGUUCGAUACGGACACUGCUAGUGAACUACUGGAACUACCAACUACUGUUACCCUGCCAGGCAGAAAGUAG
This is a messenger RNA of Didymodactylos carnosus, 2433 nucleotides long. Lineage: Eukaryota; Metazoa; Rotifera; Eurotatoria; Philodinida; Philodinidae. The record is from the annotation of a GenBank genome assembly.